AUGUCUGACCAUCAUUUAUUCAUCAUUAUUGUACCUAAUGAUUGGACUAUACCAGUACAUCAGAAUGAGAAUGAACCGAGUAAGAUUAGACAAUCGUACGAACCUAACGAUGGUGAAACACCUCAGUUUGAACGAGUUAUGUCUGCAACCACUACGCCUUCUCCCAAAGUCAACUCUGCAUCUCUGUGCCAGCUGCUGAAGAAUGCUAUCCUUGAUAGAUAUGGCUUAAGCGAAUAUUCAACAUGGAUUCUUUCUGACGACCGUAAACAAUAUGAAGUAACAUUUGUGUCGGAAAUAGGCAUACUCUGUGAGGAACUUCUUCGUCGUCUAUCAGAUAUAGGAAUUGGCCGAUUGAAUGGUACAAGAGUAGCGGUUAUACCUUUGACAUAUGCAAUUGGUUAUUCAAAUUUACUACCAUUGAGCUCAUGUAAAGUUCCAACUUUAUCUACGACAUCGUUAAAACCAACUAUAGAUCAUCCACUAAAAGCAGCUAAGGUCUGUGAUGAUGUACCAUCACCACAGCCGCCUCUACCUCGGCAGUCACAACGACGAAAAUCGAUUCGAGCUGAUUUUAUGCAGAGUAUUCGAUCACGUUUGAUGGUCUUUCAAGUUGUCCAAGUAAUUCGUGCACAAUCAGCAAUCACAUUUGAUUUCAUCGUUCUCCUCACACUUGCCAGUAUUUUAGCAUCUCUUGGUUUAUUAGAAGACAGUUCGGUUAUACUUGUUGCUUCAAUGCUUAUUUCGCCUUUAAUGGGACCUAUUUUGGCUAUUGUAUUCGGAUUUUGUAUACAUGAUCGUUCAUUACGACGAGCUGGACUUCGAGCAGAAUUUAUCGGUUUAUUUGUAUGUUUAACUUGUGGAUUUCUAAUCGGUUUGGGAACGUCCGUCUGGGAGACAAAUUGGGGCAGUACGACAUCUUUUCCAACGCCGGAAAUGAAAGCACGUGGUGACUUAACUCGAUUAUCCGUUGGCAGUAUGAUUGCUCUACCUUCAGGAGCUGGCGUAGCAUUGUCAGUCUUAGGAGGAAAUGCAGGUUCAUUAGUCGGUGUUGCUAUAUCAGCGUCACUACUUCCUCCAGCUGUGAAUUCGGGUCUUCUCUUAGGAUAUUCGCUAUUAACUGCAGCUAUACCAAAAUCCUUUGGUCGUCGUUCCAAUGAGACUUAUAUUUUAAAACGUAAAAUUUAUCCAUACAAUGAAUUAAUCUGUCAAACAUUUCUCUCGAACGAUUAUCGUUCACUCUACUCAUGCAACAUGUCAACUGAGACGUUCAUUUUAGCCAUUGCCAGUUUUCUUCUCACACUUGUCAACAUCGUUUGUAUCGUGCUUUGUGCACUGAUCGUUCUACGAAUCAAAGAAGUUGCUCCAAGUGGCGCACGGAACGCACAAGAACAAUCGGAUAAGGAUCGCUUUUUUCACAAUGAUAUGCGUCGAUUUCGCGAUUAUCAAAAAACGAUUCACAAUAGUCAAGAGAUGAACGAAGAAAGUAAAAGUGCUUCAUCAAUCUCGUUUCUUAGCAGCGACAGUGCGAAACGUGAACGACGAAAACAACUGCUGGCGCUUGCUUCCCUCCAUGAUCUAGACAUGACAAAUCAAAAUGAUUUAACGCUGAACAAUCCCGAAGCUCGAGGCAAAGUGAAACAACUCUACAAAACAAUGGUACAAUUCGAUCAAGAUGCAAAUCGACUCGAUAUUGGAAUGAAAAAUAAACCGCCCUUACCAACGUUAAUGAUGGAUGUUUUACCACCGAAGUGGACCGAACUUUUUCAACAUCAACAAGAACAAGAAAUCGUCGAACAAGAAGGUCAUGAUCAAACUGCGCAAGCUCACUUAGGUUGUCCAUGGCAUAAUCCUACGCAUUACAACACGUAUCAAGCAUGUUCACUUGCCACUAAUCAAGAUCAUCCUCAACACUUACCAAGCAGUCCACGGAAACUUCGUACUCUUUCAUAUUCAUCCAACUCGUAUACAACGGAACCCAUGAAACUUGUCGAAAAUGAAAAUGAAACCCAUGUACGCGGCACUCGUUUUCGUCUCACCAAAGCAACUAUCCGAAUCGACGAUGAAGAUGAAGAACAACAGCAACAACAUCAACAGUUAAACACUGAACACGAAUAUGUUUAA
Adineta ricciae is the source of this 2121-nucleotide messenger RNA. The record is from the annotation of a GenBank genome assembly. NCBI's taxonomy places the organism in Eukaryota, Metazoa, Rotifera, Eurotatoria, Adinetida, Adinetidae.